AUGGUAUGCAAGCAACCCAAAAGUAGUGUAUUCUCCUCUCAUACGAGACUCUGAGACCAAGCUUAAAGAUUGUAGCUUUCUCGGUAUGAGGUUUUGUGUAUGCCUUGGUUUUCUUCGCAAACAAAAGGCGCUUUUCUGACGAAAAUGGGAGACGAAGACCCUUGGUUAGCCCCUGACAAGCUCUACCACGUUCUUUUCUGUUUCUCUCUCAACCUCCUCUUCUCCACCGUAGCCGCUCUGACCCCUCAUCCCUUUCUACGUCGCCACUACAUCGUAGUCGGCUCCAUCGCCUCCCUGUUAGCCGGUGCCGCCAAAGAGAUCGCCGAUGAGCUUGGCUACUUUAGGUCCGCCGGAGCUUCCGCCAAGGACGCUGUCGCGGAUCUACUUGGUGUGGUUUUAGCUUCGUAUGCUCUGUCUCUGGUUAAGCUCUCGCCCCGCCAAAGGGAUCACGAUGCUGAUCAGCCACGAGGCCUUUCGAUGGUUUGAUUGGGGCUGUGGCCUGGGGAAGAGCAAAGAAGUUUGUUUGGAUGCUGAGAAGGUGUAGGAAAGGAAAAGUUGGAAUUUUUGAUAUUAGGAUUCUAACAGAUAAAAGAGAGAUUCGUAAGUUCGCAAAAAUGGGGCAUGGCGGAUCACAAAACAAGUAUUUUGGGCUCUAGUUUAGAAAAUGUAUGCAGCCUUUAGGAGUAAAACUCCUGCAUUUGGAGAGGUGUGAUGCCCGAAUGUCUCAAAUCAUGGUGUUCUUUCGAACUAUAUAGACUACCAGCAUGGUUUGCAUCAAAAUUAACGUGAUGAUGGAGUUGAUUGUUCACCUUCUGAAGCUCCUUGGUGUUGAAGGUUUACCAAUAUUAUCAUCACCCACCUCUGGAAGCUUCACGGCGGUGUAAGUCCCUGCACCACAAAGUGCUCCAAGAAUUGGAGCUGUGAGGUAGACCCAUAUUGCUUUGAAGUUGUUUGCAGCUAUAGCUGGUCCUAGUGUUCUUACAGGGUUCAUUGAAGCUCCCGUUGUUUCCCUACACAAUAAACACAGAAGAAAAGUUAUGGUAACUAUUUCAAACUUUCAUUUUAUAUUAAAUUACUGAGUUCUGUUUUUUACAUAUGAAUGACUAUUCCCUUUUCGAAGGAAAUACUCAGAUGGCUACAUGUUUACCUCACCUCAAAAAAUUUUGUGUUUCUAAAACCCUUGAAGCUUCUAUAAAACUUAUAAAGGAAUUCUAGAGAAAGUAAAUUCUGCAGAGAAGGCCAGAGUUCAAGUGGACAUACCCGGCAAUCAGUAUGUUGAGCAUCACAGUAGCUCCAACAGCAAUUCCCGCCAACUCACCCACCUGCAUAAUUUCAAUGAUGGUUGGGUUUUACAUGCCCAAUUUUGAUGAGAUUUUUUUUUUUCCCUUUUUCUACGUCUUUUAUGAUCUAUUAUGGUAAUUUUUUUAAAUUUUUUUUUUUUUGGGUUUUUAAUUCUAUUUAUUGAAUAUUUUAGACACUCCAAUUUAGACUUUGUUUCUGGGUAUUAUAUUUUAUAUUUUUGAGGAAGAAUUAAAGAAAGGUGUGGUUAUGGGAAAAGAAAGCAACAAGCAUUUAUGUAUCAGAGGCAUUAUCUUCAAUUAUUGAAGUGGAGGAAGAGAUCAAGCUCUUGGAGACAAUGGAAGAUGCUUCUUAUAAAUUUUGCCUUGGGACAGGAAAAGCCUAUAGAACCAGUAAUGUCCGACUCAGGAAUUUAUUUUGGUAUGGGUAAGUAGAGUGGUGGUGGACAAGUGGACCAAAAUUCAACCAAGAUGUAUAAAGUUCAACAACUAUGAUGACCAUGAUGAUGGGACUUGUAGUUUGAUAAUUAAUAACAUAGCACGGAUCUCUUGAAAGA
This is a messenger RNA of Ziziphus jujuba (common jujube), 1855 nucleotides long. RefSeq lists its product as uncharacterized. NCBI's taxonomy places the organism in Eukaryota, Viridiplantae, Streptophyta, Magnoliopsida, Rosales, Rhamnaceae. The transcript is spliced from 3 exons. The record is from RefSeq and is a predicted model, not a curated record. The coding region runs from base 100 to 486 and encodes 128 amino acids.